AUGACUCCACUGGCGCACGACGCCAAAGAGCGCGAUAUCGAUCACAGAGUACGCGACCAAGGGAGCUGGUGGAUCUGCGAAGUUGAAAUUCCACCAGGCGCGAGCACGGUUGAGUUUGUGUUUAGCGACGCCAACGGUUUUUACGAUAACAAUAGCGGCAAAGAUUACCACUGCCCGGUUGAUGUUGAGAAUUUACCGCGUGAACACAGAAUCUCAGCCCGGAUCAAAGCGGAGACGGAGCGACGUCGAGACGCGAUUGAAAAGUGCGCUAAGAGAGCUGGCAAACGCGCAGCACGCCAUGCAGAAAUGCGCGCCACUGCGUUAGUACGAGCAAGUGAGGGGGCAGCACUGAUGCGUGUGCACACUGUGCCGUAUCAAGGGAAAGCGGGCGGUGAAAUGACGAUCGUUUAUCGCGCCGAAGGCGGUCCACUGGGAGAUGCACAGAAUAUCUUCUGCGAGGGCUCGUGGAAUAGAUGGAACCACGGCGCUUCGUUCGGCCCUAGUGUCAUGCAGCGCGGUGACACCCCGGGGACGCUGGAACUUACAGUGAAUGUGCCCGCGGAUGCGCACGUCAUGGAUUUUAAGUUCCUCAACGAAGACGUCGCAUCGCCGCAAACGAGAUAUGAUUCCAACAACGGUGCGGACUACCACGCACCGGUGACUGGUGGCUCAGGAGCGGCUCCGAAGUUGAACGUCGUCCACAUCGCAGUCGAGAUGGCGCCCAUUUGCAAAGUUGGCGGCAUGGGUGACGUCGUCACCGCCCUCGCGCGUGCGACUCAAGAAGACGGGCACAACGUCGAGGUCAUAGUGCCGCACUACGAUUGCAUGCUCUUCGAUGCGGUGGAUGGUUACCAUCGCGCUGGCAGCUGCGUUCACCACGAUGUUCAAGUUGACGUGUUUAAAGGAUGGGUUGAAGACGUUCCAGUGACGCUACUUCGUCCCAAAAAUGGACAUUUUGACGUCGGUUGUAUAUACGGACGCCACGACGAUCACGUGAGGUUUGGCUUUUUCACUGAAGCAGCGUUGACGUGGAUGCGAUCAAAGAAUAAAGAGGUUGAUAUCAUUCACGCGCACGACUGGCAGACCGCACCCGCGACCUGGGGUAAUUAUCCAAACGCAGCGACGGCGCUCACGCUUCACAAUUUACAGUUUGGAGUCGACCUGAUACGCCGUGGAAUGGAGUCAUGCGACAUUGCAACCACGGUGAGUCCGACGUACGCCGACGAGGUGCGUUCACACCACGCCGUCGCGCCGUCGCAGGACAAAUUCGUUGGGAUACGAAACGGUAUCGAUACCGACAUUUGGAACCCAUCAGCAGAUGAAUUCUUGCCGUUAGUGUACGACUCCUCUAACGCGAUUGCGGGCAAGGCGGCAGCGGCGGCCGAGCUGUGCAGGCGACUCGGUAUCCAGCACCCCGAAGGCGCGCCAAUCGUUGGUGUCGUUUCACGACUUACGGCGCAAAAGGGAAUACAUCUCAUCAAGCACGCGUGUCAUCGCGCGCUUGAGCGCGGUGCAACGUUUGUUCUGCUAGGAAGCGCGCCUGAUCCGGCGCAUCAACACGAGUUCAACGCUCUCGCGGACGAGAUGAAGCGCAAGUAUCCAGGACGAAGCUGCUUUAUGUUCAAGUACGACGAGCCGCUGUCGCACUUGAUUUAUGCCGGCUGUGAUUUCCUUCUCGUGCCAUCAAUGUUCGAGCCGUGUGGGUUGACACAAAUGAUCGCCAUGCGUUACGGCACUGUCCCAGUGGUUCGCCGAACCGGCGGCUUGCGCGACACCGUCUUCGACGUCGAAAACGACGGCGAGCGGAGCGCAAUGACCGGAGUUCCCCUAAAUGGUUUUGUUUUCGACGGCACCGAAACCCCCGAUAUCGACUACGCGCUUAAUCGUGCCUUGGACGCCUUUUACGACCGUCCCCGUUGGCAAUCGCUCAACCUCGUCGAGCGCACGCUGAAUCUAGAUUGGUCUUGGUUCGAGCCAGCCAAGCGAUACGAAGACCUGUACUGGGCAUCUCUGCGACACAAACGCGGCCGCUAA
Molecule: messenger RNA, 2034 nt
Organism: Ostreococcus lucimarinus CCE9901
Lineage: Eukaryota; Viridiplantae; Chlorophyta; Mamiellophyceae; Mamiellales; Bathycoccaceae
Exons: 1
Coding region: 1-2034 (677 amino acids)
Molecular function (GO): starch binding; alpha-1,4-glucan glucosyltransferase (UDP-glucose donor) activity
Source: RefSeq, a predicted model, not a curated record